This is a messenger RNA of Amoebophrya sp. A25, 2115 nucleotides long. The record is from the annotation of a GenBank genome assembly. Lineage: Eukaryota; Dinophyceae; Syndiniales; Amoebophryaceae.
UGUCACCAGAGCCCUGCUGAAGCUCAAUCUGUGGUCGGUAUUCUGAAAAAGCAAGUAUCAGGGUCAGGCAGGAGAGGAGUGACGUAGCGAAUUCUGAGUAGAGUAAGUGUUACAGUCCUCUAGAGCUGUGCUUUGUGGUCUUUGUGUUUGUGGUCGUAAUUCAAUUUAGUCGGGUAGAGUUCGCCUUCAUCGCUCUCACUGCACAACAAACAAACGCAAAAUGUUUUUCCAACUGCGCAGUAGCGGUAUCUUGAUGCCGAAGCUUGGUUUCGGAACCUACAGGAUUCCUCCAGGCUACGUGACGCAAGAAGCAGUAGCAACAGCAUUGGCACAUGGCUAUCGUCUGAUUGACACCGCAGCAUUGUAUCGAAAUGAGGCGGACGUGGGACGGGCUGUGAAAGCAUUUUUGACGCCUUCCAGUGGUGCGAGUAAUCCAACGGUAGUUAUGGUUUUCAGGAGUAAAAAUUUUUUUUUUAGAAGACGCAGAAGUUGUCAGUAAGGUGGUUAUCAGAAGUAGGGCCAAUCCAUCGAUGAUCAGUAAUAAAAAUAACAAUUUCAGUGGGAGAGUAAGUACGUACUUGGAGUGGGAACACAGUCGUGAAAAGUAAAAGCCUCUAACGCUCAUGCAGAACGCUCAGACAUUUUCGUGACAACAAAGUUGUGGGACAGUGAUCACGGCUACGAACAGACACUUGCAGCCUUCGAAAAAAGCGCGAAGAAGCUUGAUUUAGAUUACGUGGACCUUUAUCUGAUGCAUUCUCCGAAUCGAGGCAAGCUCGUAGAGACUUGGGAUGCAAUGUUGAAAUUGAAGCAGGAGAAGAAGGUAAUUCUUUGGGGUUUGCAUAGUAGAGGGAUAAGAUAAUUCGUCCAGGUCUGAUAAAUCCAAACGAGUUACCUUCUUCUCAUCCUUCUUCGUUCUCCUUCUAUGCUCCGAAACAGUCAUUAAGAUAUCAGUCCUCAAAAAAAAGAAGUUGAAAUUGUAGCAGGCAUGCAAGACGGUCUUCAAACACAAAGCCUUUCUCGCUGUAACUUAGCUCUGUCAAACAAGGACUUAUUGUCCUCAGAAUCAGACGUCGCCACAAAUCAAUUGUCUUCCAGGUUCGUGCCAUAGGCGUUAGCAACUGGAACGUGCAGCAUUUUCAACUGCUAGAGAAGCAUGGGCGCGAACUACCUGACGUGAACCAGAUAGAACUACAUCCUCUCAACUAUCACGAGCGGCAAGACGUAGUUGAGUAUUGCGCAAAGCACAAGAUUGUUAUCAUUAUGGCUGGAAAGGCAAAGAUUUGUUCAGGAAGUAAUGAUAUGAAUCGAAGAAGAAGAAGCUCAGGAAGAAGGCGAAAAUGCCGGGGCAUGUUGCUUAAAGGUAUCGCUUGAGUAAGUUUCUUGUCACUUCUUUCCUCAGUUCCCUGUCGUUGUUAGUUUAGUCAAAACCUGUGUGAGUAAGCAUCGUGAAGAAACACUAUGACGCCGCGCGGCAGUCUGCACUGAAAACUGUGCGAGAUUAAUUGCAUUGUAUUGCUGCUGCAGAUUCAGUCUUUGUUCUGUCUCUUCGUGCUAUAUAUAAUGCAAUGAAUUGCUUUAGGUCAGUACCAAUUCUAACAUCUCUGCCUACGGCUCGUUGCUUUCAGGCAGAUUGACUGAAAUGCUAGCAGGCCAGCUUGGCGGUAUGGCGCAAAACACUAUUCCCAUCGACAGUGGGUGGUUUACUGCAGUUCAGCAAGAUGAGGGUUCCAAGAACAGUACAGUGGCUCAAAGAAAGGAAGUAUCAAUAGGACAAAUGCUGCUGCGUUGGGGCCUGGAGAAGGGCUUAGCCCUCAUUCCGAAGUCAGUACACGAAGAAAGAAUAGUGGAGAACAGUCGAAUUUUCGAUUUCGCCCUAUCGAAAAAAGGAUUGGGCAUUUUGGGGGAGCUGAGAGGAGAAUUGAAUGAGUAUUGGGACCCGCUUACCGUGCGGGCUGACGCAGGGGAUGUUAGUAGAGCAGAGUCGUGACAUGGUCCUGGUCGAACGAACAGGGAUUGAAAUAUCGAGAAAAAAAACUACUGAAGUAUAUUUUCUGUAGAUACAACGGUGUUAUUUUGCUCGAAGAUGUCAAGAAAAACCGAAGAUGCGCGCAU